AUGGCUGGAGAGAACAAGGCUUCUACAAGCAAGGUCCCAGUGAAGGGCAAGGGCGGCAAGGGAAGACAGCCCCAGCCUAAAAUCAAGUCGAAUCAGCUCAAGAGGAACAAGGCGAACGAUGAGCUCAAGGAACUCAAGAGCCGGGUCGACAGUUUUGAGCCACCUUCAGAGAUCACACAGUUCACCGAGCUGCCCCUAUCCGACAAAACCCAGAAAGGUCUCAAAAGCAGCCACUUCCUCACCCCUACCCCUAUCCAAUCCCUCUCCAUACCCUCAGCACUCCAAGGCAAAGAUAUCCUCGGGUCCGCCAAGACAGGUUCAGGCAAGACGCUUGCCUUCUUGAUUCCCAUGUUGGAACGGUUAUACCUCGAAAAGUGGGGUCCCAUGGACGGUCUCGGCGCGGUGGUCAUCUCGCCGACGAGAGAACUCGCUGUGCAGACGUUUAACCAGCUGAGGGAUAUCGGCAAAUACCACAACUUUUCGGCGGGUCUUGUUAUCGGUGGAAAGCCCUUGAAAGAAGAGCAGGAGAGGUUGGGGAGGAUGAACAUUCUCAUCGCCACGCCGGGGAGAUUGUUGCAGCACUUGGAUAGUACUGUCGGAUUUGACGCUGCUGGCGUUAAGGUGCUUAUUCUUGAUGAAGCAGACCGACUCCUUGAUCUUGGUUUCCUGCCAGCGCUCCGUGCCAUCGUUGGCCACUUUACCGCCAGCACCCUCCCCAACUCUCGCCCCUCCCGCCAAACCAUGCUCUUCUCCGCCACCCAAUCCUCCGACCUCGCCGCCCUCGCCAAACUCUCCCUCUACCAACCCAUGUACAUCUCCUGCAACAAGCCCGGCGAAGAAGGCGCCGUGCCCGCCAACCUCGAGCAAUUCUACGCCGUCGUCAAUCUCGAGCGCAAGCUCGACGCUUUGUGGGGCUUUGUGAAGAGUCAUUUGAAGAUGAAGGGGAUCGUAUUUGCGACGAGUGGAAAGCAAGUGAGGUUCAUCUUUGAGACGUUCCGCCGCUUGCACCCUGGUCUGCCUCUCAUGCACUUGCACGGCAAACAAAAACAGCCGACACGACUCGACAUCUUCCAUCGCUAUUCCUCCCAAAAGACGGCGCUCCUUAUAUGCACCGACGUCGCAGCCCGAGGUCUCGAUUUCCCCGGUGUCGACUGGGUCAUCCAGCUCGACUGUCCCGAAGACGUCGAUACCUACAUCCACCGUGUAGGGCGUACAGCGCGAUACCAGUCGUCUGGUACUGCGCUCACUUUCCUGUGCCCGAGCGAGGAGGAGGGUAUGAAGGCGAGGUGGGAGGAGAAGCUUUUGGAUGUGAAAAAGAUCAAGAUCAAGGAGAGCAAGAUGGGUGGGUUGAAGCAGUCGAUGCAGAACUUUGCGUUCAAGGAGCCAGAGAUCAAGUAUCUCGGUCAGCGUGCGUUCAUCUCGUAUAUGAAAUCGAUCCACCUGCAAAAAGAUAAGACCAUCUUCCAAAUCGACAAACUUCCUGCCGAUGCGUACGCCGAGUCUAUGGGUCUUCCCGGAGCACCGCAGAUCAAGUUGGGCCCGCAGAAGAAGGCGGAGAAGGUCAUGGGCGGGGACAAGAAGGGUGAGGUUGAAGAAGAGGAAGAAGAAGGAGGUGAAGAGAGUGAUGCAGAGGUGAGGGGUGUUGUGGGGAGUGAUGAAGAGAGUGAGGAUGAGGAAGAAGGUGAAGAGGAUGAGGAGAGCGAGUCUGAAGUUGAGGCCGACAAACCCAAAUCCCAAGCCAUCCGAACCAAAUACGACCGCAUGUUUGAACGCAAAAACCAAGACAUCCUCACCCCUCACUACACCGCCCUCAUCUCCACCGAAGACGACGACAACGACGACGUCUUCACCCUCGCCCGAAAAGACCACCAGCUUUCCGGGGACGAAGGCGAUGAUGUGGAUACGGAAGCGCUCAAGGCUGAACUGAAGAAACCGCUCAUCUCGUCUGAAGAUCUGUCCAAGCGAAAGCUCAAGGCGGCCACGUCGAGGAAGGCGCUCUUGAAAGACAGGCCGGCGCCGGAGAAGGUCAUCUUUGAUGAAGAGACUGGCGAGGCGCGUGACUUCUACAAGUCUGGGAAAGAGGUGGAGCAGGAGGAGAGUAAUGAGGAGAGGAGGAAGGCGUUCUUGGAGAAGGAGAGGGAGAUUAUGAGGAUACAAGACAAGAUUGAUAAGGAGGUGGCGAGAGGGAAGAAGCAGGAGUUGAAGAGGAAGAGGAAGGAUAGGGAGAAGGAGUUGCGUGCUAUCGAAGCCGGCGAGUCGCUUGCUUACAUUGGCGGUGGGAGCGAAGACGGCAGUGAUGCUGAGGGCGGUUCCUAUGGCUCACCAUCGAGAUCACCAUCCCCCGAACGGCGAACCAAGAAGCAGAAGAUGUCUGCGAAGAGAGAUGAGGAUAGUGAUGAGGGAGAUAUGGAGGAUGAGGAGGCUUUGGCGCUUAGGUUGUUGCAGGGCUCAUGA
Messenger RNA from Cryptococcus wingfieldii CBS 7118, 2454 nucleotides. Its product is annotated as ATP-dependent RNA helicase DBP4. Bases 1 to 2454 code for a protein of 817 amino acids. The record is from RefSeq and is a predicted model, not a curated record. Gene Ontology annotation, molecular function: nucleic acid binding; ATP binding; RNA helicase activity. The transcript has 6 exons. Gene Ontology annotation, biological process: rRNA processing. Gene Ontology annotation, cellular component: nucleus. Lineage: Eukaryota; Fungi; Basidiomycota; Tremellomycetes; Tremellales; Cryptococcaceae.